Molecule: messenger RNA, 1752 nt
Organism: Mesorhabditis spiculigera
Lineage: Eukaryota; Metazoa; Nematoda; Chromadorea; Rhabditida; Rhabditidae
Source: the annotation of a GenBank genome assembly
AUGAUUCUUCUCGUCGUUGGCCUGGUUUUGGGUAUUCAACCAACCCUUGCUAUCGAGAUCCGUCAGGAUUUCAAAUGGCCCGGCCCCUCGUCCAGCGUACUCGGUGAAUUUGCCAACGCGGCAAUUGCAACGGAUCAUACCCGCUGUGCCGGUAUUGGAAAAGACACGAUGCAGCGUGGCGGCAAUGCGGCUGAUGCUGCCGUCGCAGCUCAAAUUUGCCUUGGCGUCGUCAACCCACAAUCUUCCGGGCUCGGCGGCGGCUUCAUCAUGACACUCUACAACAAGACCAAGGGCCGAUGUAUUUCCAUCGAUGCUCGCGAGACCGCCCCGGCCGCUUCCUAUCAGGACGUCUACGUCGGCAACCCGAACUCCAGCCUCUUUGGUUUCAAUGCGGUGGCCACCCCUGGAGAAUUGGCCGGACUAUGGCACGUCUACCAAACUUACGGCAGCGGUAAAGUUACUUGGAAGUCCCUGCUUGAGCCAUCGAUUCGUAUCUGUGAGGAAGGAGUCGUGGUUACGGAGUACAUGGCCACCGUCUCUAUGAAGCUGGAGCAUCAAAUCCGCGCAGCUCCAUCGAUGAAAACUUGGAUAAACCCGAAGACCGGAAACUUGUACCAGACCGGAGAAGUGUUGUUCCGCCCAAAACUUGCGGCCACGUUGAAGACCUUGGCGCAAGCUGUCAACCCGGUGCAAGAAUUCUACCAUGGAACUAUGGCGAAGACAAUCUCCAAGGAGUUUGCCGAAAACGGCGGUAUGCUCACGCUUCGAGAUCUGAAAGACUACAAGGUGCGCGUCUAUGAGUCGCCGAUCGUCAAUGAUCACUUCAGGGGCGACCUGGUGAUUUGUGGCCCACCUCCGCCAUCUUCAUUUGCCGUCACUCAGCUUCUGAUUUCGGUCAUGUCGCAACUGUAUCCGCACACUCAAAAGUUCUCUGCCGAGCUCCUUCACAGCGACCCGGUCUACUACCAUAAUUUGAUGGAGGCCAUGAAAUUCACCUAUGCUCAGAGGACGCUUUUCGGCGACAAUGAUUUCGUGACCGAUUCGUGGGACAAGGCUCUGAAUCUGACGCAGGAAAGCUUCACACGAUGGGUGGUCGAGAACAUCCGUGAUCAUGCCCAGCCAACCAGUUCCUAUGGCGGCAUCAACCAAACUUUGCCCGUCGAUGCUGGAACGUCGCAAGUUUCGAUUGUGGAUGCUGGAGGAAACGGCGUCAGUGUCACCACUACCAUCAAUCAAUGGUUCGGUGCCUGCGUCGAGUCUGUGAAAUAUGGGAUCUUGUGGAACGACGAGAUGGACGAUUUCAGCACCCCUGGAAUGUCCAAUGGCUUCGGCUAUGCCCCAUCGUACACCAACUUUAUUCAGCCCGGCAAGCGCCCGAUGAGCAGUAUGAGCCCGUUGAUCAUCUACAACCGAACAACCAAAGAUAUCCGCAUGGUGGUUGGGGCAAGCGGAGGUUCGAAGAUCAUCUCGUCUGUUGCCCAUGCCGUGAUCCGCCCUUUGGUAUUUGGCGAGACCAUCAAGGAAGCUUCUGACGCUCCACGCCUCCACAAUCAAUUCACUCCAGAUGAAACUCAAGUCGGAGGGGAUUUCCCCAAGGAGUUGAAAGAAAUCUUGGCCAACAAAUACGGCCAAAAGUUUGUGGACACGUUCGGAUUUGAGGGUGUCGCUCAGGUGAUCGACAUACCCGCCCCUGGAAAAAUCCACGCGAUCGGGGAUUGGCGUCGCAAGACCCCGCAGGAGCCAGCCGGAUUC